Messenger RNA from Anguilla rostrata (American eel), 2324 nucleotides. It is a transcript of the gene vamp3, whose product is annotated as vesicle-associated membrane protein 3 (cellubrevin). The annotation marks the transcript as partial. Gene Ontology annotation, cellular component: plasma membrane; SNARE complex. Gene Ontology annotation, biological process: vesicle fusion; vesicle-mediated transport; SNARE complex assembly. NCBI's taxonomy places the organism in Eukaryota, Metazoa, Chordata, Actinopteri, Anguilliformes, Anguillidae. Gene Ontology annotation, molecular function: syntaxin-1 binding; SNAP receptor activity. The record is from RefSeq and is a predicted model, not a curated record. The transcript is spliced from 3 exons.
CCUUUGACAUCUCUUGGCCUUAAACACUGUGCUUUUUUGAGACGCUGCUGCGCCGUGACCUGUGCCCUGUGUGUUGGUCCCCAGGUGGUGGGCAUCAUGCGGGUCAACGUGGACAAGGUCCUGGAGCGGGACCAGAAGCUGUCGGAGCUGGACGACCGGGCCGACGCCCUGCAGGCCGGCGCCUCCCAGUUCGAGACCAACGCCGCCAAGCUGAAGAGGAAGUACUGGUGGAGGAACAUGAAGAUGUGGGGCAUUUUGAUAGCUGUCAUCCUGAUCAUUAUCAUCAUCAUCAUCAUCUGGGCUAACUCCUAAACCCGGGAUUGAAGCGACGGCGAUGGAAGAAAAUGGAGGACGACGAGUAGAAGAGGAUGAUCUUGCUCCCAGCACUAAAUCGUUGUAACCUGCUGAGUUUUUUUUUUUUUUUUUUUUUUGUAAAAUAUACUGAACAAAUGUUUUCUUUUCUUUUUUUAAUUUUGUGUUUAAUAAUUAUGAGUUGAGUAGAGCCUGGCUGGUCAAGACAAGUGCCUGAUUUUUUUUCUUUCUUUCUCUCUCUCUCUCUCACUUCCUUUUCUUCCUUGCACAGUAAUUUAUUUGAAAGUCACUCCAUGUUGGUUUUGCAUACAGUUUCAACUACAACACCAAGAAGGGUUGCCUGCAUUAUCGCUGAGAUGUUGAAGUUUAACUUUAAAAACACGUUUUAGAAAUCUUGUAUCAACAACACCUUUUGAUUUUUUUAUUUUUAUUUUUAUUAAUGUCCAGGCAUGCAGUUAAUGUUUUAAAUAAUGGUAUAACGGCUGCUCUUUCCAAAGUGGCAUAUUGAAGAAAAAGUGUAUUUAUAAAUAACCCUCCCAAAAUAUCAGGACAUUUGAUGAAUAUUAGUAAGGUAAAGGCCAUGGGAGUCCUUUGGUCAAAGGACGUUUUUAAAAUACUUCCCUACUGGUUUUCAGCUCUUCAGUGUUUCCACAACAGAAAUGUGUGGCUUAACGUGGCAGGUUUUGUGUUCAUGUUACAGGCAGUAUCGUGUGCGAUAUCCAGUCCCACGGCUUUGCGGUUGGUCUAGAUUUAACAAACACUGUUCGCUGAAGUGUUACCAAAAAAAAAAACAUCACUUUGAGAGAAAAAUGGUCGACAAUAUGUACUGCAGUUUUGUUCCCUUGGAUUUAAGCAGAGCCAGUUAUUUGAAUCGGAACCCUUGUGACCACGUGAAUGUUGUAAGGAUCGAAGCCUCGCAGAUUUUUUUGGAGCGCUGCUGCCUGCCUUGUGACUACAAAUGCUUCGAAUGCACAGACUGCUGCGAGCACGCCAGCUCAGCCUGCCUCUCUCUCUCGCUCUCGAACGAGCGUAGCUGCCAAAGUCAGCGGCCUCUCUGAGCCCUCGAACCCGACCCGCGGUGCCUUGGAAUCCCCGCGUGCCACCAGCGGAGCAGGUGUCUGGAGGUGACGCCAAACGAUUUCAUGAGGCCUGCCUUUUAAAAAAAAAAAAAGCCUUGCCCGGCCCGCAGGACCAUUCUCUCAAAUAAAUAAUACUGCGGGACCCUACUGUUGUCAUUGUUACCAGGUAGUAGGAUUUGCUGUCUGUGGCAAAACACACAUUGGUUCAGAUCAGUUCAGUGCAGAGCUCUUCCUGCUUUGGUUUUUGGUUCAGAUCAGUUCAGUGCAGAGCUCUUCCUGCUUUGGUUUUUGGUGAAGCCCCCCGGGCUCGUUCCAGGCACUUAUUUAAUUUGUCCUUGCUUCAUUUCCUUGCGUCCUUUCCUAUAGUACGGAAGGCCAAACUGGUCAAAAUUACUUGAAAUUGGCGUCUGGAAUCGAGCAUUGUCAAUGUGUUUUGCACGUUCUCAAUUCGUUGACAAACGCGUUGGCAAUGGGUGAUUCCAGACGCCAAUUUCACGUAUUUUUGACUCAUCAGGGCCUUCCAUACUUGGAAAGGAUACAAGGAAAGGAAGCAAGAAUGGGUAAAAUAAGCAAUUGGAAUGAGCCCCCAUUCUCCAGUCACUAAGGGAAUGUGAUUGGUUGGACGUAGUAGGAGUUUUGGUGUAGGAUCCAACGAAGCGCUUUCCCUGGGGUUAUGACCUUGAACAUAAUGCUAUAUGUUAAUCUGGGAAUAACACCUGUAGGGUUCAUAUAAAGAUCACUGGGCAUCGAUCACUGGAAUUUCAAAGAGGUCUUUAUGUUCAAGUGCCAAACAUGCCUGAUUUUACACCUCCGUUGAAUGUGUGUAUAUUAUAAACAAGUGCAAUUAUUUUACACUGUUCCCUGAAAGCGGUUGAGCUUCCGGGUUGCUUGUACUGUUGCUUAAUAAAACUGAUUUAAUAACUUGUUACCAUA